AUGAAAAUGCUAAAGCAGAAAGCCUUGCUCAGUACUUUGCGAGCGUUUUUUCAAAAGUUAGCUUCAAUGAUCAAUGCCCAUAUGUCACGCAAUUGUCCUGAUAUCUACUUCUCCCCCCACAUGAGGUCGUGUAGAAAAUUAUUUUUUUACAAAAUUUUGAAAUGGUUCGACAAGUUUCAUUUGAUCCCUGCCGAGCAACAUGGGUUUAUACCUGGUGCAUCAACAUGCACGAACAUGAUUGAAACACUCUACGACUUAUGUAAAGCUGUCAAUGAUGAUAUUCCCCUCAAUGUGUCCAAAUGCAAAACGAUGCAAAUAGGAUACAAUGGGGCAGACGAAUACAGAGCAAACGGUUCCACUCUUUCUUCUUGUGAGUUACUCAGAGAUUUGGGAGUGAUUUUCACAUCUAUCUCAAGAUUCUCCAAUCAUAUUGAUCUUCUUGUAAAAAUUCACGCCACAUUUUACAUGAUUUUUAGGAAUGUCCGCUGUUCAGAUCCUGCUAUACUUCUGCGCCUUUACAAAUCUUACGUUUUGCCACACCUCGAAUACUGCUCUCAAUUCAUUCGUCGUUUAUGGUACAGAACCCGCACAAACCCUCAACGCUCUGAUCUCUCAUCAUAUAUAGAUCGUUUGAGAAACUAUUCUCUGAAGUCGUUGCAGUAUAGGCGCACGAUUUCAGACUUAGUCCUAUGUUUCCGCAUACUUCGUAGAGACAUCAAAUUACCUACUGGUGGAUUCUGGAUAUUCAGACCAACAGCGAGCGAAUAG
Ostertagia ostertagi is the source of this 768-nucleotide messenger RNA. The record is from the annotation of a GenBank genome assembly. NCBI's taxonomy places the organism in Eukaryota, Metazoa, Nematoda, Chromadorea, Rhabditida, Trichostrongylidae.